AUGUUGCCAUCUCCUCGUCUCCGGAUAAAUUCCUUGGAUUCUGAAAUAUCCAAUUUGAAAAAACCUCAAACGGCGACGCAAGAAUUAAUAUCUGGAUUUUUAAAGGUCGAAACGGAUAAUAUCUCACCCACCGCACCCGUGUCUUUGGAUUUUAUCCAUGCACUGAAACUUGGUAAGCUGGAUGAACCACAAUUAUCGGUUCGAUUACGAGGAAAUCGAGUCGAGUUGACGUCAUCAUUGGACGAAGAACAAGUGGAUUUUCUAGGACCGGCUGAAAAUAUCAAGAGAUUAUUUAAAUUACCCUAUUCGCAAUCAAGAAUAUCCUUGGCAGUACAUCGAGUUGGAUCGACAUUGGUCGUGGAUGGAGAAUUGGAUGAAAAUGAUCUUCCGAUUGGAUUUGAGGAUUUAUCACAAGAUACUUUACAAUUGGCACAUCAAUCGGAUGAAACGACGCAGAAAUUAUUGUAUGAAAAAUUCAUUUAUGAGAGCACAGUAAAAAGUUCGUUUCUCGAGUCGGAUAAAAAAGUGGAUCAAAGGAUGGAAGAAAAGAAGGAGAAACAAGAAGAGCACAAGAUGAAGAAAAAACAUGCCAAGAAAGCUAAAAAGACGAAAAAGAAGAAGAAGAACAUAGAAGCGUUCAAUGCUGCGGUGGGGAAUGAGAGACAGACUCCGAAUUGGAGUGAACAAAUUGCGUUGGUUACUACUAGUCAACAAGAUGAUGAUGAUGGUGAGAUGAGCGUACCCGUGCCGUCAUCUUCGGUACCUCACCAUCGUUCGUGGGCGACUGAAAAUGAGUCUCAUUGUAGUCGUGACACACAGCAAGAGGUCGAAUCGAGUCCUUCAAGCCGGCAAAAAUCGUGUCCUCCGUUCAUCCCGACAGGAACAAACUGGUUUGCGUCUGCAGCGCAGCAUUCACCAGCACAUGGAGACUCACAGACGUUCCAGCGCAUUUUGAAAUGGAAAUUCAACGAUCUUAACAUGAUGCUUGGUAGUCGAGUUCUUUUGUUCAGCAAUCAGGAACAUCCAGCCGUUUCUUUAAAACUGCACGAUAUGGACAAGGAAUUAUCUCUCUGCACUGUGCUGGACUAUUACUUGGACAACGUCAUUGCAAAUAUCCCGGAACUGGCGAUUUGCAUGCAUUCAAAAGGACUGGUCCGUGGCUACAAGCUCGUAAAGACACGACAAAUUCCGUACAUGUCAGGCUCUGGACGACCCUUGUUUGACGUCCAGGAUGUAAGUAUGAAUGCGUCAAUGCUGCUCAAGUUUCUUCAGGAGAACUGUUCCAGGCCAAAUGGCACGUACUGGUUGCAUCGAAAAGAAGGUGAAACAUCGUUACGGCUCUACGAUGUAGACGUGCUAUCCCAAGGAAGUCAGCUCAAGUGGAAAUACAUGAUGGCAAUGUUGUGCUAUCGGUUUGCAGCUCGGGCUUCAAGGCUAUCUAACUCACUAGCGGCAGGAACACCGCACCUGCAACAGCAGCUUCAGCAGCGCCAACGCGAAUUAUUGCGCACGUGUAUGAGUUUAUUGGGAGAAAUUGCCCUAAAGGGAGGGACGGCGCACAGCUCUAUUUGCUCGUCGGUCAGUGAACAGCUUGCUGAUACAUAUCUUCGUGAGUGCAACGAAUUUCAUUCUUCUAAUCCAGCAGAUUUGGCACCAGAAGACUCGGAUCGAGAGGCGGCAAUCGGGUCACUUGAGAAGGCGAAACAGUACUUGCUUGCGAGCAUCAUUUUGUUUGAAGAAUGCAUUCCGAAAGAUUCUGGUCCCGCGCUGACACACAGUGAAGAUGGAACGGAUGAGACUGCUGCAAUUGCAAGCGAGGGAGAACUAGCACCCGAAGACGAAGAUGGAGACAGCGAGAUGGGCAGUUUCAUGAAUGAAGAAUUGAGUCGACUUCAGCUGAAGUUCAGCUCUGCAUGCCUUGAGCUCGGACACGUAUACGUUAGCUGUCACAGGUGGAUUGACGCGGUGAAAUGUAUUGUUGAGGCAAGUCAAUUUUUAACUCUGAGCUCCAUUCCUGGUGAUGUGCAGCCAUUUGAGUUGACUUCGCGAGAGCAUGAAGCUGCGUUUGACUCCCUGCUUGAUAAGCUGGACUUUGAAGGUGUUGGAAGAGGAGGAUUCUCCCAAGACAAGAUCACGAUUUGUGUCUCUGAAGCUGAGCUCCGUUGCUCCUUGCUUGGCUUGAUUGGCGACAUAGCUACUCAAAGAACCGUGACCGUUUAUGGUGAAUUGAUCGCUCUGUACGAUAUCAUCUCGGGUGCCAAACGAGAUCAGCUCGCAAGUCUACGUGAUAAUGCAAGUGAGUUUAUGCAGACGUGCAAAGAAGAUGUUACGUCUUCCGAUAACCAGACGCUUGAAAGGAGAGAAGAGGGUCUGCUGAUGCUUUCUUUCCUGGCCUACUUACACGCACUAUCACCACCGGCGAACUCUGACCUGUUUUUCACGAUGAUGAGAAAACUAGGUAACGCAAGCAACGAGCUAGGCAAGUAUUUUCUUGCUGUGAAGUGCGACUACAAGGAAGCUUUCAGGUGGUUUGAGCGUGGGUGCAAGAUCUUCAGUGACAUCGAAGACGGAAUCAACGUAGCUCUGCUUCGGGCUAACCUCGCACACCUUCACAAAAUAUUUGCGCAAGGUAAAUCGGCGGACUCACGAGAAGAGCAUUAUCAAACUGCAAUUCAACUUUGUACAGAAGCUUUGCAGCUUUUGAAGCAAAGCAAUGCAGAUAAUGAUUUGAAGCGAAAAGUGAAAGGUGAAUUGGCGCUGACCUAUCUGGUAUGGGCGGUAGACCUGGCGAACAAUACAUCCUUUCUGGAUACUACAGGGCACUCUCCUACGAAAGCACGCGCAAAUGAAACGCUCACAAUGUUUAAUAAGGCGUUGACAUUGUACGCAGAGCUGAGUGACCAGAAACAAACGGCGUCUACCCACUACCAGAUUGCUUCGUUCUACAGUCGCAUGAUUUCCAGUACGUUGCAUACUGAGAGGAAGAGCGCACAAGUCGAUAAGUCUGAAGGAGCGUCAUCGACACUGACAAGCCGCAUGGAAAUUGCUAGGAGACAUUACGAAAAGGCUUUAAACUACUUUGGUGCUGUGGAAGUCGGCAAAACGUUUGUACUGAUCCAUCAAGAGCUAGCGGAUCUGCAUAUUCUUGGUGGUCAUUUCGAAAGCAUUGAACAUGCUUUGCUCAUACUGCUAAACACAUACGAAGCGUUUAACACCAACUCUACUACGGAUUCAAAGCUCGAGAUGGACGAAAUGACCUCACUUGCUCGCGACAUCGUGGCAAAGGUAAAGGCAGUGCUGCACCAGCUUAUUCGAUUAUGCUCUGGUGGACGCCUCAGCAGUGCCCACGCAAGGAACAAGAAGCUGGAAAUGUUCAAGAAGAUGUACAAGGAAGUGAUUUACAAUGAUGGAUAUAGCGCAGAGUGUAUUGUUUCGAUUCUGAGCACCUUACGGAGAAUGUACACACUGUAG
Messenger RNA from Peronospora farinosa, 3471 nucleotides. The record is from the annotation of a GenBank genome assembly. Lineage: Eukaryota; Oomycota; Peronosporomycetes; Peronosporales; Peronosporaceae.